AUGACAUCGCCUUUAGCUUCAAUCACAACAGAUUUUGAAAAUCUUAAAGAAUAUUUUAUAAAAUAUAAAAAAUAUAUAACAGGCAUUCUGGGCUAUAAAAUAGAUCUUAAAGAUGAUAAAAUAAUUUUAAGUUCUUUGUAUUCUUUUGAUAGUGAAGAUCUUUUGAUUUUUAAUAUUAAUAAAGAAAAUCUUGAACUUGUUAAUAAUUCUUUUGCUAGCCAAUUUAACAACGAAAUACAAAUAUACUUAAUUAAAGGUGGUAGUGUUCCUGCAUUUUUAUCUGCUGUAACUUUAAAUUUAUUUAACCAGAAGACAUUUACUUAA
This is a messenger RNA of Vairimorpha ceranae, 324 nucleotides long. RefSeq names its product mad domain-containing protein. Gene Ontology annotation, biological process: attachment of mitotic spindle microtubules to kinetochore; mitotic spindle assembly checkpoint signaling. Gene Ontology annotation, cellular component: mitotic spindle; kinetochore; nuclear envelope. The coding region runs from base 1 to 324 and encodes 107 amino acids. The record is from RefSeq and is a predicted model, not a curated record. The transcript has a single exon. NCBI's taxonomy places the organism in Eukaryota, Fungi, Microsporidia, Nosematidae.